Danaus plexippus (monarch butterfly) is the source of this 880-nucleotide messenger RNA. RefSeq names its product glutathione S-transferase 1-like (gene GSTe3). The transcript has 6 exons. The record is from RefSeq and is a predicted model, not a curated record. Gene Ontology annotation, molecular function: glutathione transferase activity. Gene Ontology annotation, biological process: glutathione metabolic process. Bases 158 to 811 code for a protein of 217 amino acids. Lineage: Eukaryota; Metazoa; Arthropoda; Insecta; Lepidoptera; Nymphalidae.
AUACACUAUUAUUUCAUACACAUUUAUUCUACGUGUCAUGAUUGGAUAAAAAAACAUUUCGUCAUUGUACAUAAUAUGACUGUCAAUGUAUUUAUCAUUUAUGACCCAAGGUCCUCGGAGUAAAGUUGUGUUAACAGUGAAUUAGAAUAUUGUCACUAUGCCGGUAAAACUAUAUAAAAUGAAAUUGAGUCCUCCAGCCUGCGCUGCUAUGAUGAUUUGCGAAAUUCAUAAUGUCCCUGUUGAGAUGAUUGAUGUUGAUCUUAUAAAACGUGAGAACUACACACCGGAAUUUUUAAAGAAAAAUCCGAUGCAUACCGUUCCUGUGUUAGAGGAUGGAAACCUUAUCUUACAUGAUAGUAACGCUAUUCUUACAUACAUUAAUGAAAUGUAUGGCAAAGAUGACUCUUUGUAUCCAAAAGAUUUAAAGCAGAGAGCAUUAGUAGAUCAGAAAUUGUUUUUUAACACCCUUUUAUUCACAAGAUUGCGUAACGUUACGUACGCAGCAAUAAUCGAAGGAGUACGAAAGCCAUCUGAAAAAAUGCUGAAAGAAAUUGAAGAAGCAUAUGGUUUUCUUGAGGCAUUUCUCAACAACUCAAAAUUUGUCGCCGGUGAUAGGAUGACUCUUGCAGAUAUAGCCAUUGUUGCCACUGUAUCAGGCCUGCGGCAUAUAAUUGCCAUUGAUCCAAAACAGUUUCCCAAAUUAAAUAAUUGGUUUAUGGACAUGGAGAAACAACCAUUCUUUCAGAAAUGCACGGUUCCUGGUUCAAAGAUUUUGAAAGACCUCUUAAAAGAAAAGCUUGAUUUGAUGUAAUAUCUUAUAAAAUAUCAAUAAUUGUUCACAUGACGAUGUUUUACCUUUUCAAUUAAAGAAAAAAUCUUA